ACAGACACAGAGAGACACAGACACAGAGAGACACAGACACACAGAGACACAGAGAGACACAGACACAGAGAGAGACACACAGAGACACACAGAGAUAACUAAAUAAAAAAAACACAUCGAUGAGCGAGUAGUAUUACAGACGACUGGCAACAAAUACGACAGAUUUUUUUUCUUUUUUUAAAGGCACUCUUAGCUACCACCGGCUGUGGUUGUUAUUAUUAUUACUAAUGGGGUUUGUUUGCGUUUAAAACCCCACAGCCGCUUCAAUUUAAAUGGGUCGUCGGUGUGAAUAUGGCACAACACGAGGACACUUGCCGGCGUUUACCAGCGCUACAUUCUAGCCCUGGGCAGCACCGUCUGCAUUAGUGGGGCCGCGCUCGCUACACGCUCGCAGGGCAAGGUUAUUGUUAUUAUUUGCUGUUUUAUUUGUUGUUAUUAUUUUCUUGACCACGAGGAUAAUGUCCCCGCCGCCGCCGGUGGUGGUGGUGGGUACGAGCCGACUCGCUGUGGUGGUGAUGUUGUUGGUGAUGAUGGUGGUGGGGUCCGAGGCGUCGUCGGAACGUCGCGACAGCGCCCCCGAUCCUCAUUCAUCAUCGACAUCGGAGUGCCGCGACUACCGGAGCAUCAACGUGUCGGAGCGAUGCCACUUUGUCAACAGCACGCCCGACUGCAAGAUCCACGAUGGGUACUUCGACUACGUGCACAUCGCCUUCUGCAACUUCCCGGCUCGCAUGCUGCCGCUGCCCAUGACACUCUACGGCUUGUGGCUGCUCGUGCUGUUCGUCGCCACGUCUACGACCGCCGAAAACUUCUUCUGCCCGGCCCUGGAGUCCAUCUCGCACUCCUUGCAUCUCAGCCACAACGUGGCAGGCGUGACGCUGCUGGCAUUUGGCAAUGGCGCCCCGGAUGUCUUCAGCGCCGUGGCCGCCUUCUCCGACCCCCGCACGGGUGGCCUGGCUAUCGGGGCCCUGCUCGGCGCGGGGAUCUUUGUGACGACAAUCGUCGCCGGCAGCGUGGCCUGGGUUGACCACUUCUUCAUCCCAUCGCGCCCGUUCCUGCGUGACCUUGUCUUCUACCUGGUCGCGGUGUUCUGGACGUUCUUCGUGCUCUACCGGGGUCACAUCAACAUGGGCGAGUCAAUCGGGUACCUGGGCCUGUACGGAGGCUACGUCGCGACGGUGCUCAUUGGCAGCUGGAUUUACAAGCGGCAGAAAGCCACGUGGUUCUCGCAAGGCACGCUGCCCGAUUACGAGGGGCCUGUUGACCUCAGCGACGAUGAUUACGACGAACCUCGGCGGCGUGUCGCCAGCAUUCAGCAAGUGGUGGGGGACCUGAGCGAGAGCCUGCCACUGCUGGGUGUGCCAUCGGGCCCCACGCUGGCCUGCGGAGGGAAGCUCUACCGCUUCCUGCUUUCUUUGUCGCCGCUCGACCCCGCGGAGUGGAGGCGGCGAGGAUACAUCUGGAGGUUACUCAAGGUCGUCGUGCUGCCAGUGGAGCUGCUGCUGAUUCUUACGGUGCCCGUCAUGAACGUGAUGCACGAGGACCGCAAGUGGAAUCGCCCACUCAACUGCCUGCAGCUGAUGACGGGGCCUCUGGCCGCUCUCUACUCCCUGAACGGGGGGCUCUACUUCAUGUUACCUGUGGGUGGUACCCUUCCGCUCUGGAGCCUGAUACUGGCUAUUGGCUGCCUGCUGGCCGUCGUAGCCUUCAUCACGACCAGCGAGCAACCGCCAGCCUUUCAGCUAGCAUUCGCGGUUUUGGGCUUCGUGGUGAGCGCCCUCUGGAUGAACGCCAUUGCCAACGAAGUGGUGAACCUCCUGCAGACGUUCGGCGUUGUGUUCGGCAUCAGCAGCACCGUGCUGGGUCUCACGCUGCUCGCCUGGGGGAACAGCGUGCCCGACUUCGUGGCGGAUAUCACGAUGGCAAGACAAGGCUACCCACGGAUGGCCAUCUCCGCGUGCUUUGGCGGCAUCGUCUUCAACAUCCUGGUGGGGAUUGGGCUGGGUUGCCUGCUCAGUAUGCCCCCUUCUCACAUGCAGCAGCUGGUGCCGGAUGUACCACUGGUGUGGGUGCUGUGCGCGUCACUGGGCAUCAGCCUUGUGCUGUCUUUCGUGGCACUGCCGCUGCAGGGGUUCUACCUCACGCGCAAAUACGGAGUCUGCCUCUUUGCACUUUACCUCGCUUUCCUCACGGUCGCGCUCCUCACAGAGUUCAAGAUCAUUCGAUUUUAAGUCGAUCGGCGGCGCGAUUCGUGGUUUGCGUUUACUUUCACUAGCGUGGUGCAAUUGGGACUUUCGUUUUCGCUUGCUUUCGUUGGCGCGCGUCAAAUUUGUCCCAGCGAAAUUGUUCUACUUCUGAGAUUUGACAUGCCAGUGGACGGGCGAUUUAAUGUUAUCUCCAUGCGAGAGAAUUGAGGUCACUAAUGCAAGUAUUUUUUGUUAGUCAGCCAUGAACAUAAAGAAUGUUUAAGUUGCAAGAACAUAUUUUGAAAUGUAAGGUUAGGUUUGGAUUUUAAGCAAGGUUAAACGUCUACAUUAUUUUGAAUGACACUUGAUUUGUUAAUAAUUUUGUACAAAUGGCUUGUACUGUAUUUAUAUAUGGAAAUAGCCAGUGCACAAAGCAAAAGCAAUCUAAUUGUGCUGCACAUUAACAAUUAUUGCAGUGGGUGCUGUGUUUUACGUGUUUUGAGUACUGAAGCCUAGUUUUAAGAUUUUUUUAUCACCGAUGAAUGUUUUGUAUGUGUGCAAUCACUGUAUUUUUCUGGUGCAACUAUUGUAAAGCCAAUCUAGAUUUGAAGUUUUCGUGACUGCAGGGAUCCAUACUCUUUGGUUCUUUCGGUAAAGUCACGUGGUAGGUAUAAAAUACAACAAAUUAAAUCACGACGUUUCGGGCGCAACACAA
Petromyzon marinus (sea lamprey) is the source of this 2901-nucleotide messenger RNA. RefSeq names its product solute carrier family 8 member B1 (gene SLC8B1). Gene Ontology annotation, molecular function: calcium:sodium antiporter activity. Gene Ontology annotation, cellular component: membrane. Lineage: Eukaryota; Metazoa; Chordata; Hyperoartia; Petromyzontiformes; Petromyzontidae. The record is from RefSeq and is a predicted model, not a curated record. Gene Ontology annotation, biological process: intracellular calcium ion homeostasis; calcium export from the mitochondrion.